Messenger RNA from Clavispora lusitaniae ATCC 42720, 984 nucleotides. It is a transcript of the gene RIB1, whose product is annotated as GTP cyclohydrolase II. NCBI's taxonomy places the organism in Eukaryota, Fungi, Ascomycota, Pichiomycetes, Serinales, Metschnikowiaceae. Gene Ontology annotation, molecular function: GTP cyclohydrolase II activity. Gene Ontology annotation, biological process: riboflavin biosynthetic process. The record is from RefSeq and is a predicted model, not a curated record.
AUGCAAACGGAAAUACCCAAACCUGACCCCCACGCCGCUCGCUUGCGUGCGCUCGAAAACAUGCCACUCGUGUCUCCUGCUCUCUCGCCCGCCCUGGGGUCUCAGAGUCCGCAGCUCCCGCCCACCAUCUCACAAGAAGAGCGGAACCUGUUACCGAUCCACGACAAACUACCCGAGGUCCAAUGUGUUGCCCGUGCCAGGAUCCCAACGGUUCAAGGGCCUGAGAUAUUUCUACAUUUGUACUCCAACAAUGUCGACAACAAAGAGCACUUGGCUAUUGUAUUUGGCGAAGACAUUCGUUCAAAGAGCCUUUUCCACCGGCGGCCUGGUGAAACCCAGCAUGACCGCAUGACCCGCGGAGCCUACGUGGGCAAGUUGUUUCCAGGGCGUACUAUGGCGGACUUGGACGAGCGUACGGGCCAGCAGCUUCAUUUUGCCGAGGACGGCUCUUUGGUGCGUGAACCAGCGACAACUUUCUCCGGACCGGUGUUAGCUAGAAUCCACUCGGAAUGUUACACGGGAGAAACUGCGUGGUCAGCCCGUUGCGAUUGUGGCGAGCAGUUUGACGAGGCUGGCCGCAUCAUGGGUGAAAAUGGACACGGAUGCCUAGUGUACUUGCGACAGGAAGGUCGUGGCAUUGGCUUGGGUGAAAAGUUGAAGGCUUACAACUUGCAGGACUUAGGAGCUGAUACUGUCCAGGCCAAUUUGAUGUUGCGGCACCCAGCUGAUGGUCGUUCCUUCUCUAUGGCCACUGCCAUAUUGGUCGACUUGGAUCUCGUGAAAAUUCGUUUAUUAACAAACAACCCCGACAAAAUUGUGGCCGUGGAAGGUAAGAACCGCGAUGUUGAAGUGGUAGAGCGCAUUCCCAUGGUGCCGUUGGCGUGGCGUACUCCCGAUGGGAUCAAACUGCGCGAGAUCGAGGGCUACCUUAGCACCAAGAUCGAACGCAUGGGGCACUUACUCGAGAAGCCCAUCAGAAUAUGA